AUGAUCUGUUGUUUGCUCUCCAAUCCAGUCCCGGACGGACACCUGGUCCUCGUCGAACAACUGCAACGUGCAUUCCCGCUACAGGUCGCUCGAUCCCUCAACCGUAGCCGGGCCAACGGUGUCUGGAUCCAACUCCGGAAUCCGACCGAUUCGGUUGUCGAGAUCCGACCUGCCGAUGUCAUGGCCAUGGGGACCCCGGUACCCACCACCAUACAAAACCUUGAGACGGUGGACGGCACGGACCAGCACUCGCCUCGGAGUGCGAGCCGACAUGUGAAAUGA
This is a messenger RNA of Aphanomyces astaci, 282 nucleotides long. RefSeq lists its product as hypothetical. The coding region runs from base 1 to 282 and encodes 93 amino acids. The transcript has a single exon. Lineage: Eukaryota; Oomycota; Saprolegniomycetes; Saprolegniales; Verrucalvaceae. The record is from RefSeq and is a predicted model, not a curated record.